GAGCGAACGGCCUGCGGGGCUUGGGCUCCCACAUCGGGACUAGAAGGAGCCCACGACUACGCCACGGGUCGGUGGAAGCUGUCCCGUGACGGUUGGCGAGGAUGCCAUACCUUGGCUCCGAGGACGUGGUGAAGGAACUGAAGAAGGCUCUGUGUAACCCUCACAUUCAGACUGAUAGGCUGCGCUACCGGAAUGUCAUCCAGCGCGUUAUUAGGCACAUGACUCAGGGUUUGGACAUGUCUGGUGUUUUCAUGGAAAUGGUGAAGGCCAGUGCCACUGUUGAUAUUGUUCAGAAAAAGUUGGUUUAUCUGUAUAUGGGCACAUAUGCACCUUUGAAACCAGAUCUGGCACUCUUGGCCAUCAAUACACUAUGCAAAGACUGCUCAGACCCCAAUCCAAUGGUUCGAGGACUGGCACUACGGAGUAUGUGUAGCCUCAGGAUGCCUGGUGUGCAGGAAUAUAUCCAACAGCCUGUUCUUAAUGGUCUGCGGGAUAAGGCUUCCUAUGUCAGAAGAGUGGCAGUCCUUGGCUGUGCCAAGAUGCAUAAUCUUCAUGGAGACUCUGAAGUGGAUGGUGCUCUAGUCAAUGAGUUAUACAGUCUCCUGCGUGACCAGGAUCCAAUUGUGGUUGUGAACUGUCUGAGGUCUCUAGAAGAAAUUUUAAAACAGGAAGGAGGUGUUGUCAUUAAUAAGCCCAUUGCCCACCAUCUCUUAAAUAGAAUGUCAAAACUGGAUCAAUGGGGCCAGGCUGAGGUAUUGAACUUUCUGCUCCGCUACCAACCUCGGAGUGAGGAGGAACUGUUUGAUAUUCUCAAUUUGUUGGACAGCUAUCUCAAGAGCAGCAGCACAGGUGUGGUGAUGGGAGCCACCAAACUCUUUCUGAUCUUGGCAAAGAAGUUCCCCCAUGUACAAGCUGAUGUGCUUGUACGAGUCAAGGGACCCUUGCUAGCUGCCUGUUCGUCAGAGAGCCGUGAGCUCUGUUUUGCUGCUCUCUGUCAUGUCCGCCAAGUCUUGCAUAGUUUGCCAGGUCACUUUAGCAGUCACUACAAAAAGUUUUUCUGCUCUUACUCGGAGCCUCACUAUAUCAAGCUACAGAAGGUGGAAGUGCUGUGCGAGCUGGUGAAUGAUGAGAAUGUACAGCAGGUGCUAGAAGAGCUUCGAGGGUACUGCACUGAUGUGGCUGCUGACUUUGCACAGGCCGCCAUCUUUGCCAUAGGUAGCAUUGCCAAGACUUACACAGACCAGUGUGUACAGAUUCUAACAGAGUUGCUGAGUCUCCGACAAGAACACAUCACUACAGUAGUGGUGCAGACUUUCCGAGACCUGGUUUGGUUGUGCCCUCAGUGUACUGAAGCUGUGUGUCAGGCCCUGCCUGGCUGUGAGGAGAACAUUCAAGACAGUGAGGGGAAACAGGCACUUAUUUGGUUACUUGGGGUCCAUGGGGAAAAAAUCCCCAAUGCUCCUUAUGUGUUGGAAGACUUUGUAGAAAAUGUGAAGUCAGAGACAUUUCCUGCUGUUAAGAUGGAGCUACUGACUGCACUAAUGCGCCUUUUUCUCUCACGCCCUGCUGAGUGCCAAGACAUGCUGGGACGUCUAUUACAUUACUGCAUAGAGGAAGAAAAGGACAUGGCUGUACGAGACCGAGGUCUCUUCUAUUAUCGUCUCCUGUUAGUUGGCAUUGAUAAAGUUAAACAGAUCCUGUGCAGUCCUAAAUCUGACCCUUCUCUUGGACUUUUGGAGGAUCAGCCAGAACGACCUGUGAAUAGUUGGGCUUCAGAUUUUAAUACACUGGUGCCAGUGUAUGGCAAAGCCCACUGGGCAACUAUCUCUAAAUGCCAGAAGGUAGAGCGUCAUUGCCUUGAGCUUCCUGUCAAUGCAUCCUUGGCCACACCAGGUCACUUGAUUUCUGAAGAGAACAAAGAAGAAAUACAAGAAUCUCCUGAUUCUGAAGCUCUCAUGCUGGUCCCCAAUCUCCAGCUUACUGCUGAGUAUUUUGAGAAAACAUGGCUUAAUCUCAAAGUUACUCAUCAACAGGUGUUUCCUUGGCAGGGAGAAGUCCAGCCGGACACUCUCCAAAUGGCUCUAAAAGUAGUGAACGUUCAGACCAUCGCAAUGAGCAGGGCUGGAGCACAGCCCUGGAAAGCCUAUCUCAGUGCUCAGGAUGAUACUGGUUGUAUCUUCUUAACUGAAUUGCUUUUAAAGCCUGAGAACUCAGAAAUGCAAAUCUCUGUGAAACAGAGUGAGGCCAGGACUGAAACACUCCAUGGUUUUGUUUCUGUAUUAGAAACUGUGAUAGGAACAAUUGGAGACAUAAAAUCUUAACUGCGUUGCUGC
Phodopus roborovskii (desert hamster) is the source of this 2333-nucleotide messenger RNA. RefSeq names its product adaptor related protein complex 4 subunit beta 1 (gene Ap4b1). The record is from RefSeq and is a predicted model, not a curated record. Lineage: Eukaryota; Metazoa; Chordata; Mammalia; Rodentia; Cricetidae. Gene Ontology annotation, molecular function: clathrin binding. The transcript has 11 exons. Gene Ontology annotation, cellular component: membrane coat; clathrin adaptor complex. Gene Ontology annotation, biological process: vesicle-mediated transport; intracellular protein transport. Bases 102 to 2321 code for a protein of 739 amino acids.